AUGUCAACAGCGCCUUGUGUCGCGUCACACGACAUUGGCAUGGGGCAUGGCCAGGAACCACGACCUGGACGAUGGGCAUCGAGAAGAAAAAAAGUGCGGAAAAGACAACACGCCAUGGCUUCAUGGCUUCACCUAACAUCAAGCCUCCAAACCGCCAUCGCCGCAGCAGCGGAAUGGCCUCAACGCUCGACUCGAUCAAGCAGCAAGCCAGCAAGCAGCAAAGCGAAGCCAGCACACGCAUCUAAGCGGGCUCGGGAAACAGGGUCGGCGUUCUGGAAGCCACCCAUGCCCGGGUACCCGCCCGGGUUGCCGAACAGCUUCCCGACCCGACUGGGGCGGCGUGGGCCCGCGAGAUCGGACUUAGACGGCCGCCUCCCUCCCUCCCUCCCAGGGGCCCUCCCUGUCCCCUGCAAUGAUGAUCUUUGUGCGUGCGCUGCUGGGCGAUGCGAAUUGUCCAAUGUGCAUGCGCGCGCCGUGCCGGUGUUUUGCUCGUAUGAGCGAGCCCGCCGCCGUUGCGUGGGUGCGACGUGA
Purpureocillium lilacinum is the source of this 531-nucleotide messenger RNA. NCBI's taxonomy places the organism in Eukaryota, Fungi, Ascomycota, Sordariomycetes, Hypocreales, Ophiocordycipitaceae. The record is from RefSeq and is a predicted model, not a curated record.